AAUUCAAGGCUACCGUAACGAUUCGUGCGUUGCAUUGGCAAAUACUUUCCUAUAGCCACAAGUAUAAUGCACAUUUACUACAGUCACAAGGUGGUUUGAUUUUCUACGAUAACAGAAAUAAGUAGGGUUCCUUAUUCACGAAAUAAAUUGUCUCCCUUGCUUUGGGAAUCAGGUUUUUGGAUGUGACGUGACAUCAAGGGAGAAAUAAAAACAGAACUUUUUAAGUUAAGUGGGUCGUCAUGAGAAGGUUAAGGUACUGCAAAAGUGCUCUUCUCUUUCUCGGUUUAAUUGUUGUUUCCGUCACGUUUUGUUUUGUGUCUAAACUCAGAAAUAUAAAAGCCACAUCCAAGUUCAAGUACUCCUGCUUGCCAAAGCGCAACAUUGUUUUCUUGAAGACACACAAAUGCGCGAGUUCUACGGUGCAGAAUAUGAUACUGCGAUAUGCCUCAAGGCAUAACUUGACGAUCAUGCUACCCGUAUUCAGUAAAAGUCCCUAUUUAUCCAGAUUAGAAUUAUUCUCUAGAAAAGCGUUGGCAAUCAGCCAUGCUCCCUGGAAGAUUUUGGGAUAUAAUGUCAUCUGUCAUCACGUCAGAUUUAAUAAAGUAGAAAUGGAGAAGGUGAUGCCACCGGAUACCAUCUACUUUUCUAUUAUAAGAGAGCCCGCAUCUCUGUUCGAGUCUCUUUACGAAUAUAACAACUUAGCUCAAUUUUAUAACUUGACAUUUAAAGAAUAUAUCAAAUCUAUAAGAAAGCAACAAAAAGGACUUUAUGAGAGGGCCGGAGGAAAUUUGGGACCAAACCAGAUGCUGUACGACUUUGGAAUGGAUCCGAGAGACAUGCUUUCUAAAGAAAAGGUUUCACAUUAUGUAAAUAAGCUUAGCAAACAGUUCGAUUACAUUAUGAUAGCGGAACAUUUCGAUGAGUCGCUGAUCAUCUUAAAAAAUCUGUUGUGUUGGGAUUUCAACGAUGUCCUGACCCUAAAUAAAAAUGUACGACUCAAUGAAUUCAAACACGAAAUGAGCCAAGAAGAAAUUACUCUUCUGCAAAAACACAACUGGGGCGAUCAAAUCCUAUAUAAAACAUUCCUACAGAAGCAUAACGCACUGGUUAACAGAAUUGGAGCAAAGAAAAUAGAAAAAGAAGUUUACAAAUUGCAGAAAAUGAGAAAGAAACUAUUAAAAGAAUGCAUAAGAGAAUCCACUGUGGCGAAAAACAUCAGUAAAGUUUGGAGUGGCAAGAUAUUGGGAUUUCGAACGAACCCCAAAAACAAGGAUCGGACCUGCCGGGAUGUCGUAAAAUCCGAAAGGGAACUGACGAACGAACUCAGGCAGAAACAGUUUGCCAGCAGCUUCCGUUACGGAUCGUCGUCCAAAAAUAAUACCGUCGUUAAAGAGUUUAAAGAGGCUAUGACAAAAUGGUUACACAUACAGAGACUGAAGGACAAAGACAAAAUCAUUUUAUAA
Centruroides sculpturatus (bark scorpion) is the source of this 1463-nucleotide messenger RNA. RefSeq names its product galactose-3-O-sulfotransferase 3-like. The transcript has 2 exons. The record is from RefSeq and is a predicted model, not a curated record. The coding region runs from base 240 to 1463 and encodes 407 amino acids. Lineage: Eukaryota; Metazoa; Arthropoda; Arachnida; Scorpiones; Buthidae. Gene Ontology annotation, molecular function: galactosylceramide sulfotransferase activity. Gene Ontology annotation, cellular component: membrane. Gene Ontology annotation, biological process: glycolipid biosynthetic process.